CGGGUCGGACCAGAGCGCUGCGCCGGGCGGAGACCGCGAGCUACGUGAGGCAGGCGGUUCCGUUAGCUCCCGCGUUCAAGCUGCCCUCGAGCGGGCGCCCGGCUGCAGCCCGCAGCGGAGGCGCGUCCGCCGCGCGCCCCGACGGCGCCCGCCCGCCCGCCUGCCCGCUGAUGCUGGAGUGAGCGCUGCGGUGGCGGGAUGCUGGCGCUGCUGGCCGCCGGCGUGGCGCUCGCCGUGGCCGCCGGCGCCCAAGACGGCCCGGCGCCCGGCAGCCGCUUCGUGUGCACGGCGCUGCCCCCGGAAGCGGCGCGCGCCGGCUGCCCGUUGCCCGCGAUGCCCAUGCAGGGCGGCGCGCUGAGCCCCGAGGAGGAGCUGCGGGCCGCGGUGCUGCAGCUGCGCGAGACCGUCGUGCAGCAGAAGGAGACGCUGGGCGCGCAGCGCGAGGCCAUCCGUGAGCUCACGGGCAAGCUGGCGCGCUGCGAGGGGUUGGCGGGCGGCAAGGCGCAGGGCCCGGCAGCUACGGGCAAGGACACUAUGGGCGAUCUGCCCCGGGACCCCGGCCACGUCGUGGAGCAGCUCAGCCGCUCGCUGCAGACCCUCAAGGACCGCCUGGAGAGCCUCGAGCACCAGCUCCGAGUGAACGUGUCCAACGCAGUGCUGCCCAGCGACUUUCGAGAGGUGCUCCAGCAGCGACUGGGGGAGCUGGAGAGGCAGCUACUGAGCAAAGUGGCAGAGCUGGAGGAUGAGAAGUCCCUGCUCCACAAUGAGACCUCGGCUCACCGGCAGAAGACCGAGACUGCCCUGAACGCUCUGCUGCAGAGGGUGACUGAGCUGGAGCGAGGCAACAGUGCGUUCAAGUCUCCCGAUGCGUUCAAAGUGUCCCUCCCGCUCCGCACAAACUACCUGUAUGGCAAGAUCAAGAAGACACUGCCUGAACUCUACGCCUUCACCAUCUGCCUGUGGCUGCGAUCCAGCGCCUUGCCGGGCAUCGGCACCCCGUUCUCUUACGCGGUACCCGGGCAGGCCAACGAGAUCGUGCUGAUAGAGUGGGGCAACAACCCCAUCGAGCUGCUCAUCAACGACAAGGUUGCCCAACUGCCCCUGUUUGUCAGUGACGGCAAGUGGCACCAUAUCUGUAUCACUUGGACGACGCGGGAUGGCAUGUGGGAAGCUUUCCAGGAUGGGGAGAAACUCGGCACUGGGGAAAACCUGGCCCCCUGGCACCCCAUCAAGCCAGGGGGUGUGCUGAUCCUUGGGCAGGAACAGCUGGCAUCCCUUCCCGAAGGCCGUUCACGGUCCAGGAGAAUUAGCGGGUGUGUCUGCUUUUUGAACCUGCGCCGAUGUGGUUCUGCUCCCCCGCGCCUUCCCAGGACACCGUUGGGGGCAGGUUCGAUGCCACGCAGGCAUUCGUGGGGGAGCUCAGCCAGUUCAACAUAUGGGACCGCGUCCUUCGUGCGCAAGAAAUUAUCAACAUUGCCAACUGCUCCACGAACAUGCCCGGCAACAUCGUACCCUGGGUGGACAACAACGUCGAUGUGUUUGGAGGGGCUUCAAAGUGGCCCGUGGAGACCUGUGAGGAGCGUCUCCUUGACUUGUAGCUGCCUCCUGCUCUGUCUAGGAGGCCAGGGCUGGGCUGUUCCUGUCGGAAGUGCAAGGCCACCUCCUCCCCCAGCUAAACUGUGUAAAAGCCCCUGCCAGAAUGGGCUGGGGCCCCCAAAGCUCAUUCCCAGGGACUCUUGGAAGGCCGAGGCUCUGUAGCAGCCCUUGUCACUGGAUUCUUUGUUCUUUACCAGUAUUGUGUUGUUUUGAGGGGGGAAGAAGCCCUGAGCUUGCAGGUGGGCAAAUCUGACUUCCGGCUGGGGACGGGGGGAUUAAGGCCCUUGAGGCCCCGUGCAGAGCACACCGCAGCCUUGCCCACCCUCUUGGAUCCUCGAUGUCCCGUGUGCACCUUCUGUCUGUCCCCUUUAAAGGCUGUGCGGCCAUCCUGCUGGAGUAUCUGUGUCCCUUGUGUAUUGAGUAUACCCUGCUGUCCCCUGAGCACGCAGCAAAGCAGCCCCCGCCGCUCACAGAAGGGCCUUUCUCUUGGUGUUCUUUACUAUGCUCUGAGGAACUCUUCAGCUCGACGAGGGGGGCAGGCUGCCCAGACCACACCCUGCCUUCUCCAAGAUGGAGGGGGCAUCCGGGCCUCCAGAGGGGGCUGGGAGCGGGACCGCAGAAGGGAGUUCUGGAGGAGGGCUGUGGCAGCUGAGCCUCCCCCUCUGUCACCUCUCCCUCCGAUCGAUGCUUUGAUGGACUCGUCGCUGGGAAUGGCUUCUUUGCAAAGCCUCCUUUCUCCACCGGUGCCAAAAGUUCAGUUGCAGCUUCUCCAACCAUUUGGUAUGGUCAGGGGGGAUUUAUUUUUUCCCAACAGAGAAGAACAGCCAUUAGCAGCCUUCCAUUUUUGAUGUCUCGCCCCACUGUGAGGAAUGUGCUAGUUUUAAUCCAUGUUGAUUACUGUAAGCGUUUGACUGUCUCAAGUAUUUCCCCCAGAACUUUUUCAGGAAAUGGAAGUCAUUUGGCUGAUAUUUGCUCAGUGACUCCAGGUUGCUUAAUUUAUUGGACAGAGGUAGUAACUUAUUUUAAGGAGAGUGAUGAAGUGGGGAAAUUUAUAAAGCUAAAUAUUAUAUAUUUUAUUUUUCAUACAUGUUUGAAGUGCAAAUCUGUGGAAAUUCCAUUUGUAGGACCAAGUUGACAUGCCCAUCCUAACACUGUAUGCUACAAGAACUCUUAUGAUGACGGAAUUUUGAUUAAAGUGCACUGGAA
This is a messenger RNA of Mirounga angustirostris (Northern elephant seal), 2802 nucleotides long. It is a transcript of the gene NPTX2, whose product is annotated as neuronal pentraxin 2. The record is from RefSeq and is a predicted model, not a curated record. The transcript has 5 exons. Bases 199 to 1758 code for a protein of 519 amino acids. Lineage: Eukaryota; Metazoa; Chordata; Mammalia; Carnivora; Phocidae.